AUGCAGAACUUUUACGCAAAGGAGAAAAACUUCCUCGUCGUCGAGCCGGGAUCAUGGAGGUCCAAGGCCGGCACCGCUGACUAUCUCGAGCAAUAUCCCUGCCACAUCCACUCCCGCAUUGGCGUCAAGUACGUCCCGGUUCACACCGAGUCUGCGCCCUCCGAAGAUCCAUCGAUGGACUCGCCGUCGCAUGUCUCGGACACUGUCAAGGCUGUCUACCAGCCCCUCGACAGCGAGUCCGAUCCGCCCAUCGAUCAGUCGGUGCCCACGGAUCCAGAGGCUCUCAGGGCCGUGCGGCCGAUCCAAGGCGGUCUCGUCGCCGAUUGGGGUGCUUUCGAAGCAUUGCUCGACGACAUUUUGAUCCGGCAACUGGCCGUUAACCGGGCAAAGAACGAGAGCUUGGUGGUGCUCUCGCUCCCGGUGCGCUGGAACAAGUUUGAGCACGAGCGGCUGGCCCAAAUCAUGUUCGAGUCCCUCAACUGCCCUGGCAUCCUCGUUGUUGAACAGCCGCUAAUGGCGCUCUACGGCGCAAACCUCUCUACUGGGCUCGUUAUCGACAUUGGCCACGAAACAACAGAUAUUACUCCGGUCAUCGACAAUGUUGUGGUCCGGCAUGCCUCCAUCACCCUCGAUCUCGGCGGAUCCGAUAUCGACCAAUACCUUCUCUCGCUCCUCCGCGAGGACCCUCAGGUCGCCCAGGACUACGGACACGCCCCCGACCUCAAGCUGGCCCGCGCCAUCAAAGAGUCCAAGUUUUGCGAUAUCCGGCCAGCGACCAUCGCCAAGGUCGACACCGAGACGGAACGCAAGCCGUUCACAUUCGACGGCAAAACAAUCAACCUUGGCCUCAACCGCCAUUUGUGUGCAAACGUUCUCUUUGACCCGCUGCUCGUCGGAAAGUCCAUCCCUAAUCUGUGCGAAGGCAUCCAGCUUGCCAUCUCGGCAAUCAAUGAUCUCGACAAGCGAUUUGCUUUGUGGGAGUCCCUUCUGAUCACUGGCGGAUCGUCAAACCUGAUAGGCCUGAAGGAUCGGCUCGAGUCCGAGAUUGCACCUUAUAUUUCUGCGUCCGAGACGGCCAACGAGUAUCAGCCCAAGGAAAUCAAGUUUCUCAGGCUGUCUGAGUACUUUGUCAACUUCAAGGACCAGCCCCACGAUGCCGCUUUUAUCGGUGCCUCGUUGGUUGCGAAGCUCAUGUUCCCCGAGUCCAAGAACUAUGUAUCCAAGGUUGAUUACAACGAACUGGGACCAGCAUGUGUACAUCUGAAAGCAUAA
Messenger RNA from Polychytrium aggregatum, 1272 nucleotides. Its product is annotated as actin family. The coding region runs from base 1 to 1272 and encodes 423 amino acids. Gene Ontology annotation, biological process: cell morphogenesis. The record is from RefSeq and is a predicted model, not a curated record. NCBI's taxonomy places the organism in Eukaryota, Fungi, Chytridiomycota, Chytridiomycetes, Polychytriales. The transcript has 8 exons.